Messenger RNA from Dictyostelium purpureum, 672 nucleotides. RefSeq lists its product as uncharacterized. The record is from RefSeq and is a predicted model, not a curated record. NCBI's taxonomy places the organism in Eukaryota, Evosea, Eumycetozoa, Dictyosteliales, Dictyosteliaceae. Gene Ontology annotation, cellular component: nucleus; cytoplasm. The coding region runs from base 1 to 531 and encodes 176 amino acids. The transcript has 2 exons. Gene Ontology annotation, biological process: protein import into nucleus.
AUGAAUAAAAUUUUAAUUGCUUUAUUAUUUUUCUUAGCUAUUGUUUCAAUUGCUACAUCUCAAAACUCAACCGAAACCUCAUCAUCAGCUGCUAGUUCAACUGCUGGUUCAACUGGUAACAAUAGCACAGUUGGUACCUGUCAAACUUUCACUACUUGUGAUGAUUGCAGAGAAGACAGAGGUUGCGUUUGGUGUCCAUCAAGUGCCGUUUGUACUGAUGGUACCUUCUACGGUUCAAAACCAUUAGAAACCUGCAAAGAUUUCAUGUGGAUGCAAUGUAAAAUUCAAGGUCGUUGGGCAAUUUUAAUUGUUGCUGGUACAGCUCUUUUUAUUAUCAUCACAUUCUUUAUUUGCAUCUGUUGUUGUUGUUGCAAGAGAAAAUCAAGAAGAUCAUCAUACACUAUUCAAGACGAAGAAAACGAACGUCUUAUUUCACGUACUCCAAAGACCGACCAAAGAAGAGAAGAACUCAGAAGAAAAUACGGUCUCGGUAACAAGAAUAACAAUAACAAUUCCGAUCAAUGGAGAUAAAUUAAUAUUUAACAUAUUAAUUUAAUUUUUUUGAAAAAAAAAAAAAAAAAAAUACAUAUUGUAAAUGAAACACUUCUUUAAAAGCAUCAACAUUAUAAUUUAUAUUUUAUAAUUUACAAUUUAAUUUAUAAAAUAUAAAUU